Colletotrichum higginsianum IMI 349063 is the source of this 2541-nucleotide messenger RNA. Its product is annotated as Pre-rRNA processing protein. Gene Ontology annotation, cellular component: fungal-type vacuole membrane. NCBI's taxonomy places the organism in Eukaryota, Fungi, Ascomycota, Sordariomycetes, Glomerellales, Glomerellaceae. The transcript has 3 exons. The record is from RefSeq and is a predicted model, not a curated record. The coding region runs from base 1 to 2541 and encodes 846 amino acids.
AUGGCCGAAGACGAGGAGAGAUCGCCACUGCUGGCGCCCAAGGGAAAGGGAAGAGCGGGAGAUGACUCUUCGCUGUCCGAGUCAGCACCUCUGCUGUCCAGCUCGUCUGCGACUCCCCGAUACGAUGGCGAGCAAGACGACCCCGAGACCUCUCGUGCGCCCUCCCUCGCCUCGAAUCCCCCAAAGGCUAAGGGCUCUUCUAUUCGAUGGGCAUCUCUCAUCUCAAUAUCGGUGCUGAUACUGUUGGUCAUCGGCAUCAUGGCUGGCUGCUUCUUUGUGCCCUCGGCUGUCCAGGAGUACGCCAAGCAGGCCGCGGUCGUCGAGCCGACAAACUUGGCCCUGGAAUCCAUUACAACCGACGGGGUGCGAGCCCGUGUACAAGCGAACUUCAGACUCGACGGCUCUCGAGUGCAAGACACAACAUCUCGGAGGAUCGGAAAAAUUACAACAUGGAUUGUGAGGCAGUUGGGAACGGAAAAGACCAAGGUCGGCGUCUAUUUGCCGGAGUUCGACGGCGCACUGCUUGGCACCGCUGUGGUGCCGCCACUCACCGUCAGUAUCGUCGAUGGCCAGACCACUGCGAUUGACUUCAUCGCUGAACUGUCGCCCGGCGACGCUGAAGCAUAUCGAAAGAUUGCCAACGAAUGGCUGGACGGGAAGCUCGACCAGCUAAAAGUACUUGGAAAGGCCGAGAUCCCACUCCGGUCAGGAAUCUUCCCGCUGGGCACCCACCCAGUCAGCGAGGUUUUGGUUUUUGAAGCGAACCAAAUCCCAACGCUGCCGCAGUACAACAUCUCGCGUCUCAACUUCCGAGAUGUUCCAGACCGGGAAGGGCAGCGAACAGCAGUUGGCGCCGACGUAACCAUCACGGCAUAUAACGAGUUCCCAGUCAGUCUCGACGUACCCGAACUUGGGUUUGAGGUUCUUGUCCCCAACUGUAAUUCUUUCGACCCAUACAUCCUUCUCGCGGACGCCACCACCAAGCCUCUCGCUAUCAAGCCGCGGAGCGAUGUCACUGUCAACGUCUCUGGCAUCAUCCGAGAGCUGCCCAAAUCUUUGACUCGAAUCUGUCCCAACUCUAAGUCGUCACCCCUGGACAAAUUCCUGGAACAGUACAUGCACGGCGAGGCUGCUACCGUUUACGUCCGGGGCCGGAAAAUGCCCGACUCGGACACACCUGACUGGGUUGGCGAUAUCUUGUCUGAGAUCACCGUGCCUGUGCCCUUCCCGGGGCAGGGGUUUGACAAUCUUAUCAAGAGCUUCUCGCUCACUGACGUGAACUUUCAACUUCCCGACCCCAUGGCGGACCCGGAUGACCCGGAUGGAGCUCCCAAGGUCUCCGGUACGGUUGAGGUACUCGCCAGCCUGCCGAAGGAGAUGAACUUUGAUAUCAAUGUCACGGACUUGCGGGCCACUGCAGACGUCAUGUAUCAGCACAAGAAGCUUGGCGAGCUCAACUUGGACAAGUGGCAACCCGCGAACUCGACCAAGGUGGACGGCACCGAGAAGCACGAUCCGCUCUUGAAGAUUAUGUCUCGAGUCGUCGAUGCCCCGCUCAACAUCACCGACGGCGAUGUGUUGACGGACGUGAUGCAGAAACUCAUCUUCGGCGGCAAGGAGGUCUUGUUGGACGUCAAGGCCAGUGUUGACAUCCGCGUCAACACGGCUCUUGGGAACUUGGUUCUGAAGGAUGUCCCUGCAGAGGGCAAAAUCCCAGUAAAACCUCUGCCUGGCGAAACCAUGGGCAACAUACAUCCGCAAGUCGGAGAUGUCAAGAUCAUCAGCACCUCCUCCUCGUCGAUGACGAUCGAGGCGUCAGUCAACAUCACGAACCCCACGCCGUACACGGCUGUCGUUCCGUACGUCAAUAUCCACAUUGUUAGGGAUGGCUUCGUACUCGGGAGUGCGACCGCAGAAAACAUGAAGGUUGUCAAAGGCGAGAACACCAACUUGAUUGUCAAGGCGACAUGGGAUCCCGCGGUAGAGGGCGAGGCCAGUCGGAAGGCUGCCAGCGACAUGAUAUCAGAGUAUUUGUCGGGUCGCAACAUCACCAUAGAUGUGAAGACUCAUCGUGGAACCAUUCCGGCUGCCCCAUUGAUCGGCGAGGGCCUUUCCAAGCUCAACAUCAGCAUUGCCGCUCCCAAACUGGAGCUUCCCGGAGAAGGAGAAAAAAAGGGGCACUUCAUCAGAGACGCGACUUUCCAUUUGUUGUCUUCCACAGCGACGUUCACGCUGGUGUCCCCCCUGCGAUAUAACACCAUCUAUGUCGAUUGGAUUAACGCCACAGCGUUAUACAACCACACAGAGUCAGUUGGGCGCAUUGUCUACGGCCUACCUUUUGCGGCGCCUCCGGGAACGUCUACCACGCCUAAGCUGCCCGUGGACUGGUCCAUGGGGUCUGUGGGCUAUGACGCUGUGAAAAGGGCGCUUGGGGGGGCCCUGAAACUUGACGCAAUCGCGAAUGUAACAGUCAGGAUUGGCAACUGGAAGGAAACGGUCUGGUAUGAGGGCCAGGGAAUUGGGGCCAGUAUUCGCUUGUAG